AACAGCGUGGGAAAAACGUGGAUCAAGCUAUCUGAAAAUAAUUCGCGCAUAAAAACCCGCUAAAUUCGAUUGAAAAGAGCUCUACCAACUGUGAACUGUCUCGGUAUUGUGAACUGCACGCACGGCUGUACUUUGCACAGCAACAAUUAUGAAUCCGGAGGAGAUUCCCACGAGGGUGACUCGCGGUGCUUUGCGGCGCCGUUCCGUCGAUCAGGACGCAACACCACAGAAACCGGUCGCAACCGGGACUUCCGGAACACCGAAGAAAACCACAAGCACAACUAAAAAGGCCGCGGCCUUGGACGCCAUUCAGGAAAGCGAUGUCGCUAGACCCUCCACACCGGUCGGUGGAAGGAAUAAGCGACGCGGAGCAUCGGUAACGGCAGAGAGCCCGCCUUCAGCUCCGCUUAGUAAUAAGCUCCUUCAAUCGCUAAAAGACACCGAAUCGGAAGCAUCACCAGGACGCCGGUCCCGCAAUUCUUCGCUGAGCGAGGAAAAUGUUACUGCGUUUAACGCCAGCCUGGAUGCUGGUGGGAACCGUCCGCGUACUCCUGCACGCCUGAGAUCGUCUCAAGAAGUGCUUACCAGCACCCCGCAAACGGCACCCGCUGCAGUUAGACGAUCAACUCGCCGGAACAGCGUAACUUCAGAUGAUGGGUCUAUUUCGGUGCAGUCCUUGCCGGUAACCAGUGCUGCUAAGACAGCGGGUGCUGCCUUACGGGCGCUCAAGGAUGAAACUAUACUCGAGGAGGAAGGCAGUGACGAACGCGAGGGUUCCAUCUCUUCGGAAACGUCGAGCCGUGCCAACGCUCGUCGGAAUUCGUUGGCUCUUAAAGCGUCCUCGGCGAGCCCCAGGCCGGACAACGAGUCGCCCAGACGUGGUUUACAGCAUGAAGUGACGCCUACACGGGCUGCAUCAAAAUCGCCAAAUGUUGGCUCUGCGCUACGACAGCCGAAUAGCUCGACACGGCCAAAGAACGUUUCGUUUUCCGAGGCACUAAAAUCAGAUGACGAACCAACCACCUAUCCCAAGACGCCACUCACAACGGAGAAAAAAUGCUUGCUAGUUUUGAGGGAUUUACGUGAUACAUCACUAGGGGAGGGUGAUUUGAAAGUUAAUGCCGAGAUCACUGUAUCGAGCCGACAGGCGGAAAUCAUUGGGAACGUGAAUGCCAAGACCCCCCGUAAAGCUGAGCCGGUCGAAUCGAAUAAUGCUUCUGGAAGCAAGAAACCAGACUUGCCAGCAUCGUCCCCAUCAGGUGCGGCGUCUAAUAAAGUCCUUUCCGAAGCGAGUGGAAACGUAGGGAACGAAGAAACGGCCGUUCACAAUACUUCGGUGGCUGCCAGUGAGCAAACGCCGGUUACCAGUGCGAAUGAUAUUAGCGGUGUCGAUAUCAUGGAAGCAUCGAUCGUGGAUGUCACAGCGAGCCCAUUGAAAUCUGUUCCAAUGAGUGAACGACUUUCCAACUCAUGGACACAGUCUGUGCGCGGGAGUAACGCCAAGGGUAUCGAUAAGUUUGGCGAACAAAUGCAGGAAAUCGAUCAGAUGGAGUUAAAGAAGCAAGAGGAAGCGUCCAAAGCAUUGCGUUCGCCGUUGAUUAUUGCGAAGUCUGAUAAACAGCGCAAGAGCACAGAUGAUGAACAAGGUGAUGAGCAAGCGGAUGAAGAGGAAGAAGUUAUUGACGAACAAAUUAAGUGGGUAGAUGAUGAAGCGAUGGAAGUGGAUGGCUAUCAAUCCGGUGAUUCAAUGGACAGCGAGGAGCGGCGUGAGAUGGAACAGAACGAGAUUCCCAUCGAUGGUGAGGAUCUCGGUAGCGAGGACACGGAAGAGGACGACGAGCUGGAUGAAGAUAAUGACUCGUUUAUUGUUCCUGAUGAUGAAGUAGAAUCGGAAUUAGAGGAAGAGUCGGAUGUAGAAAGCGACACAGGAGAGGAAAACGAGUCCAAUGUGAGCCCUAAUGGGAAGAAUAGAUCACUGGUUUCUAAUGACCGAGAUCCACAAAAGCUGCAGAAGGAGGAUCGAGUCACUGAAACGGUAAACAGUCCGACUACUCCUAAGAGUGCGAACAGUUCAAAGAAAUCAGUGGCUACGCCUAGCCUAGGUACACCACUAAAGGAAGACUCCGCAAAAGUUUGCAAAACACCAGCUAAAGCAAAUACUCCAACCCAGAAAUCACCUGCGCUUUCUGAGAAAUUUUAUUCUCCAAGUACCGGAGUACCAGCAACGCCAGCAACAGCAAAGGAGCAAGAGAAGAAUGUCGAAAAGAACGAAUCAUUUGAGCGAUCGAUAUCACUGCAUGAGUCGGACAGCGCCGAAGAAACAUUGGAUGCGAACGAAAUAGUAGGAUUAGGAGAUGCAUCGUUAAAAGAGACAAAUGAACCAGUCAAGCCCAAAUCCCGUAAAAGUAUGCCGGCAGGAUCAAGGGUCACUGAUGGGGCAACACUCAACACGAGGCCUGCUCGCAAAAGCCUUCCGGCCCAUGUGAAACCAUCAAUUUCCGAUGCAUCGCCCGCUCGAGAAAAGGCCACUGCAUCGUCUUCUUGGAACGUUUCGGUGGAGAAGGAAGUAGUUGAAGAAUCCGAUGAUGAAGAUAUGUUCCACGAUACUGUAGAAGUAGUCAUUCCCCAUGAGGAGACAAGUCAAUCCGCCUCGCCAAAUGGUAAGUCGAACAAACUGUCCGAUCAAAUCAUCACGGACAAACAAGACAUUCCCGAUGAGCAACAGAAUAACGAGGAUGACGAGAACAGCUUUGGCGACGGCGACAAGAAGCAUGCCCGCAAAUCAAUGCCGACCGUGCCCCUUACUUCGGCCCAGUUUUACCUUGGAGGGGCAAAGAAACGUAACACGAUUGCCGAGGGCAAUACCAGGCCGAGUUCCGUACAGCCUAAGCCAACGAAGCAACAACACGUGCCCGUCGAGGAAAACAGCAAAUCGUCCAUUUCACCUUCUUCGUCCUUGGUGACUAAUCCUUUCGCUAAGGUAAAGUCUCCGAAGUCUGCAAAGUCGGGUAACCGUUUGUCGCUGGAUUCAGCGGUUUCAGCGGCGGUUGGAAAAACAGUUACAAAAAAACGAAACUCGUUGCCAGCGAACACAGAAAACGGUAAAGAGGUACAAGCGGACGGCAUGGAAGUUGAUGAGGACUUGAUCGAUGCAGAAAAAGAGGAUUCAAUAAUCGAUGCGGUUGACGAAAUCAAUAAUGAUAGCGAUGGAGUGAAUGAUGAUGUAGAGCAAGAAAAAUCUAAACCCCCGAUUAAGAAGCAGCCUCAAGCUGUUAAACCAUUGGAAGCGUUUGAUUUGGAAGCCGUGCUUUCCCGUUGUAACGAAGUGGUGCGUGCUACGAAAGAGCGCAAGAAGCAGAGCGCCUCCGCGCUACAGAAAAAGAAGGAUCAAAAGAAACGACUUCGUGAGCAAACGGUUUCCAAUCCCGUGGCAGACGAUGAGGAUGGCCAACAAGAGCAGAAACGAAACCAAACGACGACUGACGAUGAAAAUGGACAGGAUACCAAGGUGCAACAGGACCGGAGUGAUGGGGAUAGUGCCUCGAAGAAGAAAAAACGAAAGAAGAAGGUGAAGAAUUAUUUGCUGGAAGAGCUGGCAGAGGUGAAGAAAGAUCGCGUUGCUCAGGCCUUGCAACACAAGCUCGAACAGAUCGAACGCCGUAAACAGCUGAAAAAGCAGCGUCGCCAGGCGAAAAAAAUGAUGGAAAAUGAGGAAAACGGUGGCGAGAGUCCUACGAAACCGGCGGUAGGUAUCGGCGCCAAGCUGGAGAAAGUAAAACGUAAAAAACAACAGAAGGAAGCAAUACGCAAACUGCUAAAUGGGUCGACCGGAGAAGGAACCGUGGAGGAGCCACCAAAGCCCAUUUUGCGUGCUGCCGUAUCGGCCUAUGCCGCAUUACGUGUCACUGAAACAGUUCAAGUAUCGGACGCUACAAUCAUCUCGAACGGCGCCACGAGCAUUGCUGUAGAGAAGCAGAAGCAGGCUGUAUCGCAACAAAAUGGCCGUAAGGGGGAAAUGAUGGAUGCAUCAACCGUUCCAAAGAAGAGCCGGAGUGUAAAUGAUGCCACCAUCCAAGAAGAAGUCAAAUGGAAAACUGCAGCAGCCCCUGUUGUGUCGCACAGCGAUGGUCAACUGGUUGUUGGCAAGAAGGCGAAAGUGCGUGCGCAAGCGAAGGAACAGGUUCCGGAUUUGGAGGAACAGAAGAAUAACGAUUUGGUGGUCAAGUCAUCCAAAAAAUCGCAACUCCUAAAAGAGGAAGCUGCGUUGUUGGAAAAACCAGUUACAAAGAAGGAGAGGCUUAAUUCAAAAGCAAUCAAAUCACCGCCACCCACUGAUACAAUCGUUUCGAAAGCCUUGCGUGAAGUGCGAGCCACAUUCGAUCGUUCGAAAGAAGUUAAAACAAUGAAAGAGAAGAAAAAGCUAAAGAAAACCCAAAACGAAAAUGUGAAUGAAGCAAAUGCCCCGUCCGCUGUUGUAAAGCUCCCGAAACGAAAGCGAUCGCUCGAGGAUGGUGCCGUCGCCGGUCUGCUAACGCCAAAACCACCCGCAAAACAAAGCAAGCUCAAAGCGUUGCAGCGAUUGGCCAGCGACUUCGUCGAGAUUUCCGUUACGCCCGAGAAGGAACGUUUGAGGCGCAACUUUGGUUUUGAAGAGAAACAGGCUACACCCAAAGCGGUCGGAUUUAAGGUACGAUCCGUGCUGCCAACGGAAGCGGAAGAGUUACGCUCCAUGGGCGAAGGUAGUCGUAAAAUGAAGGGAAAACCAUCAGUUGCACCGGCACCAGAGCCCAAUCAUAGCCUCCCACUGCCCGUUUGGACUAGUUCUGGAUUCUUUUUUGAGCAUGAUGAUCGUCCGAAGAAAUCUAUCAAAACACCUAUUGAAUCAAAACGGGGUACUGAUAAGGCGAACAAUUACAUACCUGUAAAAGAGCACCGUGGCUUCAAACUGAAAACGUUGCGACAGGGAGCUACCAAGGGUGCGGCACCAAACCCUAACCGAGUUGAUGCAACCACCGUCAGCAAUUCAAUUCUCAGCUUCAAACGACAACAGCUGCUGGAACGCACGACGCAUUUGCGCGAGAAGAAGGCGAAGUGAGCGAGAGCAUGUGGGCACAUAAUUUUCAAAGAUUGUGUUCUACAUAUUCUAGAAAUUUAGAUUUUGUCUUUUCCUUUAAACGUUUGUAACGUCAUAAUGAGGUUUCAGUGAACUUCAAUUACUACUUUAUUCCACUAAUUGUUUUUUUUCACUGUUAAUAAUCCUAAAAUAAAGCAUUAUGC
This is a messenger RNA of Anopheles darlingi, 5277 nucleotides long. RefSeq names its product protein slender lobes (gene sle). NCBI's taxonomy places the organism in Eukaryota, Metazoa, Arthropoda, Insecta, Diptera, Culicidae. The coding region runs from base 149 to 5095 and encodes 1648 amino acids. The record is from RefSeq and is a predicted model, not a curated record. The transcript has 3 exons.